CAUCAUAUCACCUCCCGUUACCAUCGGAUCAGUAUCAAAGAGUGCUUCUGAAGUGUAUCAAGUGACACUGCGGGCAUAAAGUAGAUAAAUAUUUUGCUACAAUGGAUCUUCGAAGGUUUAUUUUUAUUUGUUUGUGUUUUUUACGGGCAAACGCCCAAUUCUACCACUACAACAUAUUGACAAGAGUUAUCCAAGGCGUCCCGACGAGUAUAGCCCACUAUCCGAUCAUGGCCCAACUGCUGCUGGACGCGUGGGGCACGCAGGAUUACGUGCAGCAUUGUGCUGGUGUCAUACUGACGUCACGGCAUGUGCUGUCUGCUGCUCACUGCUUCCAAUACAACGCUAAUACUGGAAGGAAUUAUACCAUGCCGAAGUAUUGGAAGAUUCGAGUUGGUUCCACGUACCGCACUGGUGGAGGUGCGCUCCAUAAUAUAAAAACUAUAAUACCACACAAAGAUUUCGACAAAUUCUUCUACACAAACGACGUCUCUGUCAUUGUGGUGGCUAAACAAUUUUCUUUUAACAGCAAUGUGAAACAGGGCUCUAUUAUAAAGCAAGGAGUAGAGAUCAAACCUGAUUCCCUUUGCACCCUCGUCGGAUGGGGAGUUUUAGAGACCGACGGCCCUCAACCCGAACAAUUGCAGCACACGAAUCUCUACACAAUCGACCAAAAAAUUUGCGCAAUGCGAUAUAACACAAUCGGUGCGGUUAUUCAAGACUCCAUGAUGUGUGCUGGCCGUGUAGAUGCUGGGGGCCCAGAUGGAUGUUUUGGGGACUCUGGUGGACCUCUCCUAUACAAAGGCUUGGUUGUAGGCAUCGUGUCCUUCGGAUAUUCCUGUGGUCAUCGAUACUAUCCUGGAGUUUAUACAAAAGUAUCUCAUUACACUAACUGGAUUUUGAGAACUGUUAAUUCGAAUAAAUAA
This is a messenger RNA of Spodoptera frugiperda (fall armyworm), 923 nucleotides long. RefSeq names its product trypsin, alkaline A-like. Gene Ontology annotation, biological process: proteolysis. The transcript is spliced from 4 exons. The record is from RefSeq and is a predicted model, not a curated record. Bases 102 to 923 code for a protein of 273 amino acids. NCBI's taxonomy places the organism in Eukaryota, Metazoa, Arthropoda, Insecta, Lepidoptera, Noctuidae. Gene Ontology annotation, molecular function: serine-type endopeptidase activity.